Molecule: messenger RNA, 1827 nt
Organism: Hevea brasiliensis (rubber tree)
Lineage: Eukaryota; Viridiplantae; Streptophyta; Magnoliopsida; Malpighiales; Euphorbiaceae
Product: glucan endo-1,3-beta-glucosidase
Exons: 3
Coding region: 231-1580 (449 amino acids)
Biological process (GO): carbohydrate metabolic process
Cellular component (GO): plasma membrane
Molecular function (GO): hydrolase activity, hydrolyzing O-glycosyl compounds
Source: RefSeq, a predicted model, not a curated record
GGUUUCUAUCCAUUUUACUUUUCUCUUCUUUGUAGACAAAUUAAAGCAUCUAGAUUCAAUCAAUUUUUUCACCUUAAUUAACUGAUUGGAUUCAAUAUUUCUUGGUUUUUCUAUCACUUUCUUGUAAAAAUUAUCUGGCUCUAUUCAUUUUCCAGCAGGGAAUUUAUCCCUCUUAUAUAUAUAUACCCACCUCUCUCUUUCAUUUCCAGAUCCUCGAUCCCUUCGCACCAAUGACCACCGCUACUCUUACAACCGCCCUCCUCGUCUUAUCCACUCUCCUCUACUUCUCUACAACCACCUAUGCCAUCGGAGUAAACUAUGGAACUCUAGCCAACAACCUGCCACCACCUUCCCAGGUGGCCAACUUCCUCAAAACACAAACAAUCAUAGACAGCAUCAAAAUCUUUGACACUAAUCCUGAUAUUCUUCGAGCUUUUGCCAACACUAACAUUUCCGUCACAGUCACCGUCGGUAAUGGUGAUAUUCCUGCUCUUUCCGACGAACGGGCUGCCCGCCGGUGGGUUGCUGACAACAUUAAACCGUAUUAUCCACAGACAAGGAUUAAUCGGAUUGCUGUCGGAAAUGAAAUCUUAAUGUCUGCAGUGCAGGAUUGGAUUGCUCAUCUUGUGCCCUGCAUGAAAGCCCUCCACCACGCUCUUGUUCUUGCUGGAAUCAAGGAUGUGAAGGUCUCGACACCUCACACCCUCGGAAUCCUUUACAAUUCUGUACCACCAAGUGCUGCUCGGAUCAGGCCUGGUUACCAGAAAUCCAUAUUUGCACCCAUGCUUGCGUUUCUACGUGAAACCAAAUCGCCUCUCAUGGUUAAUCCAUACCCUUAUUUUAGCUACGCUCCAAAAGUGGCAAAAUACAUUCUUUUCCAGCCAAACCGUGGCAUCCAUGACAGAUUCACCGGCAUCACCUAUUCUAACAUGUUUGAUGCGAUGAUGGAUGCCGUUUACUCUGCGAUUAAAGCAAUGGGCUAUUCUGAUGUGGACAUUUUGGUGGCUGAGACCGGUUGGCCCUCCGCCGGUGACCCGAACCAGCCGGCUUGUACGGUGGAGAAUGCGAUUGCUUAUAAUGGGAAUUUGAUCAAGCAUGUCACUUCAGGGAAAGGUACUCCGUUGAUGCCAAACCGGAGGUUCGAGACGUAUCUUUUUGCCUUAUUUAAUGAGAAUCUGAAACCUGGAACUUCUGCCGAGAGGAAUUGGGGUUUGUUCAGGCCAGAUUUUAGCCCUGUUUACAAUGUUGGGAUCUUGCGCAAUGAACAGACCAAUGCACCAAAUCCAAAACCAACGCCAAUACCAACUCCAGCAGGGAAGAAAUGGUGUGUGCCAAAACCACAAGCUAAUGAUCAACAAUUGCAAGCAAACAUAGACUACAUAUGCAGCCAAGGUGUAGAUUGCAAGCCCAUCCAAGCUGGUGGUGUCUGCUUUGAUCCAAACAAUGUCAGGUCCCAUGCAUCAUUUGUUAUGAACUCCUUCUAUCAGACCCAUGGCCGGAAUGAUUUCAACUGUGAUUUCUCUCAAACCGGUGUCCUCACCACAGCUGACCCAAGUCACGGGACAUGUAAAUACAUUUGAGAUAAUGAGAUUAAGUUUAGGCCUUCAAUGCCUGUUGGGAGGAGCGAUGCCCUUAUAACCAAAAUCAGAGGAAAUUUAGGCAUUUAAUUUAUCUGUUCAUUCUUUUUGUUUUGAGUUAUUAUACAUGCAAUCAAGGCUGCAGUAUUGUAAUUGCCCUGCUAAAGCUGCAAUUCUUACCCCAAGAAAAAGCAUUGUUGCCUAAACGCAUAUUGACAUGAAUAAUUUACACAGAAUUAUAGAUUCUUCA